UUACAGGUUCACACAAGUGAAAAUUCAGAUCUGAAAGAACACUGUAGCGUGUACGCAUUAAGUAGCCAAACACAAACAGAAUUCAAACAGCAGUGUAAUCAUCGCCAUGAUGAGAGGUGUGAGGAAUGUAAAGCCGUAGAAUCAACACAGGCAGGUAUUGAGCGACUGAUGUAAGAUGCAUUUCACCCUAGUGAGGAUGACUGUGAUGAAGCGCUCUAUCCAAUUCGGACAGCACAACAUGCCAUUCAUACCUGGAAUUGCCACCAGUUAAGGGCUGUUCGACAGGACCAAGGCAGGUCGGAUGAGUACACUGUACUAAUUGUGACCCUCCACAGGAUUUUAAUGCUAAAGGUGAAAGCACGCGCACGACACGCUUUCACUUUAAAACAAAAGAAUUUAUUUUAACACGCUUUAGCACGCUUUCAAUCUUGCCUCAUUAGCAAUUUCUUUUGUUUCAGAGGACACGCUUGAGACAAUUAAGCGUGAGCAAGUCGAACAAAAGAGCGUGUUAAAGUUUUCAAACAAAAGCUCCGUGCGAAAAAACACAACACGCUUUCAGUAUGCGCAAAAGGACGCAAGGCGUGUUAUCUAUAAGCUAAAUAAAUUUCCUCUACAAAAACGAACCGUAAGUAUUAUGAACGGCACCCUUUUUUGGUAACUAUCGAGAAAGAAAAAGUUAUACCUCCGCGAUCGCAGCGAUAGUAUCUGAUUGAAAAAACGUUGUCCCUUGAAAAGUAUAAAAAGUGAACGGUGGGACCUACUGGAUUUAUGGGUAGAACUAUAUUAGCAUUGCAAAAUCAAAGUUCUUUGCAGAAAUAUUUACUGACGAAGCUGUGCAAAGGUUAUCUUAACUUUCCUUAAUUUAAAACACAUUUGCAAUUUUCUCAGAAACAAUGAUCUUUCGGACUUAAGUCACUUUCUUGCCGAUCGCAGCAAUCGCGAUCAAAUAGAAAUCAUCAAGUGCCAGGAUCGCCAAAUUGUAUUUCUUUUUUAGCGAUUGCAAGGAUCGUAGUGAUCAAAUGAAGACCAGCCUGCAUGGAACGGUCAUCUAGAAAUGGUUAGCCUUCCUCAACCUAUAGAAAAUUCUAGGCAGUUUUUGUUUUUCCGAUUUAAUUACCUCCGUUCAUCUCAACAAGGCUUAAAGAAAUAUAUUAAACUAGUUUAUUCAACUUCAUUUCUCUGUGCAUUACUGCUAAUAAAUAUUCCGGUGGCAUAACUAUAAUUUUCAGGCGACAUAACUUCAGUGCCUCGCAUGUGAUAGCUGGCCUCUUUGUGAUUCCGGUCAACGGCCGACAGCCGGAGGAAUUGGUUUACACUGAUCUCGCGUUAAUUCCAGGCUAGACCACCAUUAAGUCAUGAUUUUCAAAUGGAUACGGUUACGAUCAAACUCCAAAACAGUCUCAAUUGGUAUAUUUGAUUCACUUAGACCAGUUAUCAAUGCUGAUUAAAUCUAAUGAAAGCCCAAGCCAUUUUAUCAUCUUAGCACUUUUAGUAAUCAAGCGUGUUCAGCGUGUCUUACCCAAAUUGCACGCUAAGCGUGCUAUAAUUCGCACACUUACCGUGACAUAUGACACGCAACAAAAAAACAAAAGGUCUAGCGUGUUAAAUUUACCAAAACAAAGGCAAGUGUGUCCGUCUUUGUUUUUUCAAUUUAAUAUGCGCAUAUCCGUGAUCUACGGCACGCUAAGCGUGUCGUGCAAGCGUGUCGUGAGCGUGCUUUCACCUUUAGCAUCAAAUUCCUGUGGAGGGUCACAAUUGUAAAUGACUGGGCCAUUAAAUUCCUUUGUCACAUGCAUUGUGAAUCGUAAACCAGAUUGGAUGCAACGAGGAAAAUUUCAUGGCACAUUUCUGUUGUCUAUUGCAGGUUCCUUUGUGAGCUACAAUCGCAAGCAUUAAUUCACCACAUACAGUGCUGGAAACAAGACGGCUCUGCAGUCAUCUUCAUAAUACAGCAUGUACUUUAUUCACUAUCCUCUGAGCACCCUAACAUCACCAAGGCAGUUCUUCACCAAGACAACGCUGACUGCUACCAAUCCUAUGCAACACUUUUCGCCUUUCCUUCCAUAGAGGCUUCAACUGGAAAAGAGUGGCAAGUGUAGAUUUCAAGGAGAGAAGGGAGCAGCUGACAGAAUGACUGCAGCAGCAAAGUCUCACAUUAGGAUACUCAUAAAUGAGGGCACUGAUGUGACAAAUGCAACGCAAAUGAAAGACGCUGUGCUUUCGCAUGAGGGAGUCAAGAGUGUUCAGAUGGUUUGGAAUCAGCAUAUGUUGUUAGGGUGGCUGGUCACGUGUGAAAGUCCUCGGUUGUCUUUUCGGUGCUACUUAAGUAAUGGCUACAAUCAACCAGGUGAAGAAGCUUCUAAAGAAGGAGCUUUCACCCUUCCAUUCCAAAAUGGAAAAUAUGAUCACAACGUUUAA
This is a messenger RNA of Porites lobata, 2418 nucleotides long. The record is from the annotation of a GenBank genome assembly. NCBI's taxonomy places the organism in Eukaryota, Metazoa, Cnidaria, Anthozoa, Scleractinia, Poritidae.